CAGAGUUUUGUUUUUUUUGGGGGUUUUUAUUAGGGUUUUUACUUUUCAGAGAAGACCAAAAACAAGAAGAAGAAGAACCAUGGUUGUUGAAUUUUCUUGAUAAAUAGAAGAAGAAAAACAAAAUUCAGGGUUCAGACAAAAUUCAGGGUUCAAAUCAAUGGGUGGGUUUGUUCUGAUCUCGUUACUACACAGUGUGAUAGCAAUAACAACUGGGGUUCUGAUGAUGUUCUACUCAAGAGAAAUCUAUGAAUUUGGUCAUGGAAUUGAAACAGCUAAUAAGUUACUAGGAUCAAAUCCACAUGAUCAGUUGUUGAUACAGACAUCAGAUUCGUUUUCUGGGUUGUUAUUAUGUGUGAUUGGGAUUUUCUUGUUCAUGGUUGCUUUUGUGAAAGAUGUCAAGUUUCAGAGCUUCUUUGCUAAAGGUUGUGUGUUGAUUCAUGUGGUUACUGCUGUUUGGAGGGUUUAUUUUGAGAGGAGGCUUGAAGAUCUUGCUUGGGAUUGGCCUAGACAGGUUGUUGGUGAUAUUGUUUUAGCUGCUUCUUGGGGCAUUUUUCUUCUCUACUCUUGGAGAGAAAAGUAUGAUUAGGGAUUCAAGAGUCAGUUUGAGCUGCAAAUUGAUGAAUUAGACCAGCCAUGGAUGAAGAUAUCAACGAUUGAAGGUGAAGAUUGGGGAAUUUUGGUGACAGAAUGCAGUUUGGGGGGUUUGUGGGUAGUAAAAUUUAGGGGUUUGAUUGAAGAAACACAAAACUGUAGUUGGGGUUUGGUUUCUUUUAAUGGUUUUCUGUAAAUUUGCUCUUCCAAUUUCAUAUAGUGAAAGUGAAAAUAUAUGAUAUUUUUCUUUUCUGUGAAUUGAAUUGAUUUGAUCAUCUUGUGUAUAUGUUUGCGUUUGUUUGAU
Papaver somniferum (opium poppy) is the source of this 895-nucleotide messenger RNA. RefSeq lists its product as uncharacterized. Bases 158 to 586 code for a protein of 142 amino acids. The record is from RefSeq and is a predicted model, not a curated record. Lineage: Eukaryota; Viridiplantae; Streptophyta; Magnoliopsida; Ranunculales; Papaveraceae. The transcript has a single exon.